This is a messenger RNA of Babesia bigemina, 726 nucleotides long. RefSeq lists its product as hypothetical. Lineage: Eukaryota; Apicomplexa; Aconoidasida; Piroplasmida; Babesiidae. The record is from RefSeq and is a predicted model, not a curated record. The coding region runs from base 1 to 726 and encodes 241 amino acids. The transcript is spliced from 2 exons.
AUGGUGGGGGAAAGGGGUCUCAUUGGAAGCUGGGACUCCGCCUACUACACUAACCCCUUCGACCCGUGCAACCUGUGCCACAAGAGCAGGAUCAGGAUGGGAUUCAAGGAGACAGACUUACCAAGUAGUCAACAAACUGGCAGCAUCCUUUCCACCAUCCUCACUUUCUGCUGCGGCGGUAGUGACCCUUUGCUGACAUUGUCUGCCUACCUCAAUUGCUUAACCAGGCUGACGCCGAGUACCACCGGGGAGCUGGUCUCGUACUUCCACAAUUUUGGUGUCGAGUUGCACGGUUAUGCUUUGAAGUCGUUGUCUCCACUGGGCAUCUCUCUUUCCAAUUCACACCCCAACUGCCCCGACUGGGACCGUCUUGAUGGCACCGACCUCAAAGAUCUCCGUGGCAUCCGUGGUUCCGAGUCUCUCAACUCAACGCAUGACCAUCUGAAGAGUCCACAUAAGCAAUUUGGAGACAACUUGGGUCAUUUACAUCGCCAUCCACAAUUGUUGCCAACUAUCUACCAUUCGCAUGCCCUCUACCCCCUCGUCUUUGACUACACGAUUUUUCACUUCUUGAAUGUUCUGCCAUGUUCCCAAAAGUUUCGACUCCCAAGGCGUCCUACUUCAUUCACGUCACGACAAUACUCGUUCACUGGAAGAGGAUACUCCUACCUUGCUACGACAUCGACUGCUUCAAUGACCCCAUGGGCAAACAUUGUUACAUCGUAA